This is a messenger RNA of Daphnia pulicaria, 723 nucleotides long. RefSeq lists its product as uncharacterized. The transcript has 4 exons. The record is from RefSeq and is a predicted model, not a curated record. NCBI's taxonomy places the organism in Eukaryota, Metazoa, Arthropoda, Branchiopoda, Diplostraca, Daphniidae. The coding region runs from base 103 to 723 and encodes 206 amino acids.
CCAUAAAGAAGGUCGUUAAAAAAACUUAGUUGUUUAGUAUCAUUCGAUUUAACACAUUUUUUCGACAAAUUCACAUCUUCUCCAAAUUUUCUUGAUAGCGUCAUGCAUCAGUCAGACUCAGAACUAGAAGUAGAACCCAAGUCAAGCUUUAUUCUAAAGCGGGCAAAAUGGAUUGGAGCAUUCUCUUUUCUUCUUACCGCUUUCAUUUUAGUUUUGCAGGUCGGAUAUCAGAAUUUUUACUCUUGGAAUGACUGGCGCACAAUUGGUGUUGGAUUCGGUGAAUGUUUCUGGCUUUUCACUAUGGGCAUUUCGAUGUUUUGCUGCCCCAGGUGGAAAAGAAUCUUAUGCCUAUCGUCAUUCUCUCUCACUUUUGGAUUUGCUUUGAUAUUCAUCCACUCGAUGGUGAUUUAUGAAAUAUCAAAUUCCGAUUGCGAAUUGCAUUCGACGAAUUCCAUCGAAUUUGAUCAUCUCGACAUUGACAGCCUCUUUGAUGACGACGAAAUAAUAUGUGACGCAAUAAAUUGGAAAUUAGCUAUUCAUCUUUUGACGAUUGGACAUGGCAUUUUAUCCAUCGCUUUCAAUGCUAUCAUAAUUGUAAAGGGAAAGGAUCCAAUCUGUUGCAAAAGUUGUACCUUUAACACCGAGGUCGAAAUCGAACUGAAUUCCGACAAAAUGGAGAAAGUGAAUAGCGAAGAAUUCAAAUCUUUUUUUAAUAACCCUUGA